GGAGAGCUGUGGCCCGGGCUGGUGAGGGAGGUGGAGGGGUUGGGGAGAUCGCAGACCGCCAAGGCCGCAGCUCACGCGGUGCCGCCGCGGCUGUCAGCUGGGUCUGGGACGCGCGAGGGCGAGCGCUGGUCACGUGACCGUAGCGGCGGGAGGGCUUCCGCCUGGGCCAGGCGCGGUCCCUGCUCAGUGCCCGCCUCCCCGCAGGCCCGAUAGAGGUCUGGCAGUCAGUGACAGAGCCGGUGGUCUACGACCCGCGCCCCCCCCAGCAGCACCAUGCCUGCUCUCCUGGAGCGCCCCAAGCUUUCCAACGCCAUGGCCAGGGCGUUGCAUCGGCACAUCAUGAUGGAGCGGGAGCGCAAGCGGCAGGAGGAAGAAGAGGUGGACAAGAUGAUGGAACAAAAAAUGAAGGAAGAACAGGAGAGAAGAAAGAAAAAGGAGAUGGAAGAGAGAAUGUCACUAGAGGAAACCAAAGAACAAAUCUUGAAGUUACAGGAGAAGCUUUUGGCUCUACAGGAAGAGAAGCACCAGCUUUUCCUGCAGCUUAAGAAAGUUUUACAUGAGGAAGAAAAACGGAGGCGAAAAGAGCAGAGUGAUCUAACCACUCUGACACCAGCUGCAUACCAGCAGAGUCUGACAGUUCACACAGGAACACACCUCCUCAGCAUGCAGGGGAGCCCUGGAGGACACAGUCGCCCAGGCACCCUAAUGGCAGCUGACAGAGCCAAACAGAUGUUUGGACCCCAAGUGCUUACUACCAGGCACUACACAGCUGCUUUUGCAGGAACUCCAGAGCAUGGCCAGUUCCAAGGCAGCCCUGGCAGUGCUUAUGGGACUGCUCAGCCCCCACCUCAUUAUGGACCCACUCAACCAGCUUAUAGUCCUAAUCAGCAGCUCCGAGCCCCUUCAGCGUUUCCUGCAGUACAGUACCUGUCUCAGCCCCAGCCACAACCCUAUGCCGUGCAUGGCCACUUUCAGCCCGCUCAGACAGGCUUCCUCCAGCCUGGUGGUGCCCUGACCUUGCAAAAGCAGAUGGAACAUGCUAACCAGCAAACUGGCUUCUCUGACUCAUCCUCCUUGCGCCCCAUGCACCCCCAAGCUCUUCAUCCAGCCCCUGGCCUCCUUGCUUCUCCCCAACUCCCUGUGCAGAUCCAACCAGCAGGAAAGUCUGGCUUUGGAGCCACCAGCCAACCUGGUCCUCGGCUUCCCUUUAUCCAGCAUAGCCAGAAUCCACGAUUCUACCACAAGUGACCAUCAUCCGACUACCUGCCUCCUCACCGUACCUCCCACCAUAAGUGAGGGUUUCUUGUAUAUAUCCAUGUCAAUAAAAAUUUACUUAUCUUUGUCCCUGCUAUUUGUAUAUAUUUUCUAACUGGGCCUCAGCUGGAGAGCACUGGGGUGGCUACAAAUUUGUAAUGACCUCAGUGACACAUUUCAAUUCUUCUAGCCAGCAGAUACUCACCUUGAGGCUUGUUUAAGGCCUGGACUCUGACCACCAAGCCAUAUCCCCUCAGCCAAUACCCAUUUAAUUCAAAGAAGCAACCAAGUUGGGGGGCUUCAUAUUAAACUUGUAGUUUUAUUCAGGUUUGAUUUUAACAAAUGUGUCGGGGAGAGAGCCCACAGGAAAGGGUGAAGCCCAUGGGGGCAGGGCCCUCCUAGAUGCCUGAGGAGGGGGCAGGUCCCCUCCCCUCUCCUCCUCUUCCCUCCCCACCUAAAGGGAUUUGGGGAGAGAGACAGGCAGGGGAGGGGGCUGGUCCCCAGUCUGUAGGGGUGGUGCCAGGGUAAAGGGCUAUGGGCACAGGGACCAGACUAGGGUGAGUGGGUAAAGGUUAUUACAAGGACCAUUUGCCAGAAUCCGCAGCAUUCUGAUUCCAGAUUGAAUUAAAAAAAAAAAAAAAGGAAAAAAA
Sorex araneus (European shrew) is the source of this 1904-nucleotide messenger RNA. It is a transcript of the gene GPS2, whose product is annotated as G protein pathway suppressor 2. Bases 274 to 1248 code for a protein of 324 amino acids. NCBI's taxonomy places the organism in Eukaryota, Metazoa, Chordata, Mammalia, Eulipotyphla, Soricidae. The transcript has 10 exons. Gene Ontology annotation, cellular component: transcription regulator complex. Gene Ontology annotation, biological process: regulation of transcription by RNA polymerase II. The record is from RefSeq and is a predicted model, not a curated record. Gene Ontology annotation, molecular function: transcription coregulator activity.